UCAGUCUCCUGCGGAGAGAGAGAGAGAGAGAGAGCAACAGAAACAGAAGGAGUUCUCGGGGUGUGUGGAGUGAGAUGAGAACCAACCGGCCUUUCCCAUAUCUCACAAAAUUCCCGAUUCUUCUUCUUCUUCUUCUUCUUCUUCUUCGUCUUCCUACGAUGCCUUUUGCAAGGCCGCCAUCCUCAUCAUUUACUUAAUGUUGUUCUUCUCCUUCUUCUUCUUUGAGGUUUCUGUGUUCUUUGCUUUGGUGUCCGGUUUAGGUCGUUGUGAUGAUUCGUUUAGGGUUUAAAUCCGUGGUCUAUCACGGCGAUGUGUGUUUGGGAGAACUGGAUGCUAUCCCCGUUGUUAAGGACCAGAAUUUCCAGUUCCCAAACAACGAGAUUCGAAUUCACCACUUGUCGCCGGUUAGCGAGCGUUGUCCGCCUCUUUCUAUCCUUCAAACAAUUUCUUCCUUCUCGGUUCGAUGCAAGCUCGAGUCUGCUUUGCCUGUUGAACAGUCGCAUUUGAUCAAUCUCCACGCCUCUUGCUUCUACGAACUCAAGACGGCUGUCGUGUUGCUUGGAAAUGAAGAGAUUCAUCUGGUGGCAAUGCCGAGUAAGCAGAAGAAGUUCCCUUGUUUUUGGUGCUAUUCGGCACGAAGAAGUCUUUAUGAUUCUUGCUUAGGAAUGCUUAAUUUGCGUUGUCUUGCGAUUGUGUUCGAUCUCGAUGAAACUCUUAUUGUUGCAAACACAAUGAAGUCGUUCGAGGAUAGAAUAGAAGCCCUCAAAGGUUGGAUUGCACGUGAAACAGAUCCUAUUCGAAUGUCUGGAAUGACCGCUGAGCUGAAACGGUAUGUGGAUGAUCGGGUGCUAUUGAAGCAGUACACAGAGAGUGAUUUUGUUGUGGAUAAUGGAAAAAUUUAUCAGGUCCAACAAGAGGAAGUCCCUCUGAUAUCUGAUACCCAUGAGCGAGUUGUUCGCCCUGUUAUAAGAUUGCAAGAAAAGAAUAUCGUUUUUACUCGAAUUAAUCCCGAGAUUCGUGACACUAGUGUGCUUGUGAGGCUACGACCAGCUUGGGAGGAUUUGAGAAGUUACCUAACUGCAAAGGGGCGCAAACGAUUUGAAGUUUAUGUUUGUACCAUGGCUGAAAGAGACUAUGCUUUAGAGAUGUGGAGGCUUCUUGACCCGGAGGCGCACCUGAUAGGUUCAAAGCAACUCUUGAACCGUGUAGUAUGUGUUAAAUCAGGCGCUAGGAAAUCUUUGCUAAAUGUCUUCCAAGAUGGCAUUUGCCAUCCAAAGAUGGCAAUGGUGAUUGAUGACCGUCAGAAGGUUUGGGAAGAGAAGGAUCAACCUCGAGUUCAUGUAGUACCUGCAUUUACUCCUUAUUAUGCUCCUCAGGCCGAGACAGCAAAUGCCGUGCCAGUUCUUUGUGUUGCUAGAAAUGUUGCAUGCAAUGUCAGAGGUGGUUUCUUCAAAGAGUUUGAUGAGAGCUUAUUACGAAGAAUUUUCGAACUCUUCUAUGAGGAUGAGGUGGUGAGUUUACCUCCUGCACCUGAUGUGAGCAACUACUUAAUGUCAGAGGAUGCUGCUUUUGUGCCAAAUGGGAAUACGAAUGCUCCCUUCUCUGAGGGAAUAAGUGGUCCUGAAGUUGAACGGAGAUUGAACCACCAAACGGAUGAGAAGAAUAUUGUGGAUUCUGCAACUCAUUCUAUGACAAAUGGUCCCGAAAUGAGAUCUGAAAUAUCUCAGCCACCUGUGGCAAGUAUUCUUGGGCUAUCAUCUUCAAGGACAGUCCUGCCUUCACAGAAACCUAGUUUGCUUGGGGCUCCUGGUAGACGAGAAUGUAUCAAUACUGAAUCUGACCCUGACAUGAAAAGAAGAUUCCUUAUUAUGAAGCAUGGUCAAGAUGUACGCAGUCAAAGCUCUGGUGAACCACCUCUUCUUUCUAGAUUUCCUCCACAGGUUUCAACAGCCUCAAUUCAACCACAGGGAGGCUGGUUGGUGGAAGAAGACAUGCACACACGAGCUUCUGGAUUUGAAUAUGAUGCAUUGAAAUCUGAUAAGCAGAGAGCUCACCAAGCUUUACUUGGUCAUGGUACACCCGCUUCCACUCCACCUGCAUUAUUGUCGCAUGGAUCUCAAGUGAAGGGUGAAGAGGCAUGUGUUGGACAUGAACGGAAAAAGCAAAAUCUUGUUGUUGCAACUCUGCCAUCCGAGGCUGGUUCAUUGACUCAAGCAUCUUCUAAUAGCAGAGAACUCCAAACUGAAGCUGGAAAACUGAACCUGCUGUCUUCGGCUUUAUCAAUCGAAGUGCUGCAAGAAAUUGGGAGGAGAUGUGGCUCAAAGGUUGAGUUCAAGUCUGUCGUAAGCACCAGCAAGGAUUUACAGUUCUCUGUUGAGGUUUUGUUCACUGGUGAGAGGAUAGGUGUUGGGAUGGGUAAGACGAGGAAAGAUGCUCAACAACAAGCUGCUGAGAAUGCCCUUCACAGCUUAGCUGAUAAAUAUACAGAAUAUGUUGGCCCUCGUUCUGGAGUCGUGGAUAGAGAUUUUGAUAAGCUCUCAAUCAGAAAUGAAAAUGGUUUUGUUUGGGAUGUUGUCAGCCAUGCAUCAGAAUUACAAGAAGAAGAUGAUUUGCCAAAAGAGAGUACUACUGAGGCUCAGGGAGCUGAAGUCGCAUUUGGAAGUACUUCGUCCAAUAUAGCAAAUCAAGUGCAAAAACGUGCCAAUUCUCCCAGAUCAGUACAAUCUAUUCCCAGCAAACGAUCAAAGGAAGAACUAUUGCAUGGUUCGCAGAGUCUUUCAUCCUGACAACGAACAGAAAAAAUGGUAAUUCUUGAUAGUUCGAGUAGGGUUGAUCGAAGCUGAGGCUGACGGAUUUUGAGCGGCGGAGCUCCUCCCACGAAUCUACAGCUGUCUGCAUAUUUUGUAUGAAUUGGGCUCCAAUUCACCUGGUCAAAGCCCCAAUAUUCCAUUUGAGGCGAUGAAAUCUCUUCUUUAAUGGCGUUCGUUCAUGAAGACGGGCAAUUCCUUUUUAAAAAAAUUUUUGCCCGUCUUUAUUGCUGAUUCGAUAUAGGGAGGCCUUUUUUGUAUUCUGCAGCCUUCGGCUUCUCAUGUACCCUUAUAGUUGAUAUUAUAAUGUUUAGCUUCGCCCAAAUCACCAGCGUUCAGUUUCCUUGCGUGUCCAUGCAUAUAAAAAAGAGGAUUCCCCUA
Malania oleifera is the source of this 3188-nucleotide messenger RNA. RefSeq names its product RNA polymerase II C-terminal domain phosphatase-like 2. The transcript is spliced from 16 exons. The record is from RefSeq and is a predicted model, not a curated record. Lineage: Eukaryota; Viridiplantae; Streptophyta; Magnoliopsida; Santalales; Ximeniaceae. Bases 270 to 2786 code for a protein of 838 amino acids. Gene Ontology annotation, molecular function: RNA polymerase II CTD heptapeptide repeat phosphatase activity.